Molecule: messenger RNA, 1658 nt
Organism: Lolium perenne
Lineage: Eukaryota; Viridiplantae; Streptophyta; Magnoliopsida; Poales; Poaceae
Biological process (GO): N-acetylglucosamine metabolic process
Cellular component (GO): membrane
Molecular function (GO): beta-1,4-mannosylglycoprotein 4-beta-N-acetylglucosaminyltransferase activity
Source: RefSeq, a predicted model, not a curated record
UCUGCUCAUCGUGUUUACAGAUGACACGUAACAGAGUACAGACGGAGUCUCAAUCGAUGUUGGAAUUUUGCAUGGUGGACGAGGAGGAUCGAAAGGGACGCGGGGGGCGGCGGAAAUAGGUACCGGCGGGCGCACAUCACAAGUUUCAGAGCGAGUGGGUGGGUAGACCGUUCCAUCUUCGUCUUCCUCCUGGAGGUGGGAGGCGAUCGAGUCUGGCGACACCACGGAUCCUCCAUUUCUCAUCUUCUACAUCCGGUUACAUCAGAUUUUUGCGACAUUUCACAGGAGGGGGAAGAGUGAUUCAUCGUGUUGUCCCGAAAUACAUUUCUAUUUUUAUAUGUGAAUCUCAUCUUAGCUAGACACGUACAAUGAGACCUCCACUACACAAGUCCGGGAACUCCCAUAAUCGGCCAGCGGCCAUAGGAAAGUUUCUAUCUCUCAAGCUGAUGCUACCCAUUGCUCUACUUAUUUCGGUAUGUGUCAUUGCUGUCGCCCAGUACCACCAAAGCAUCACCUACUUCUUACGGCCACUGUGGGACACACCGCCUAAACCUUUCACCCGUAUCCCACACUACUAUGCCCCCAACACCUCCAUGGCCGAGCUGUGCAAGCUCCAUGGCUGGCACGUCCUAUCCUCCCCUCGCCGUAUCUUCGACGCCGUCCUCUUCAACAAUGAGCUCGACAUCCUGGAGAUCCGCUACCGCGAGCUCUUCCCGUACGUCCACAAGUUCGUCAUCCUGGAGGCCAACGCCACCUUCACCGGCAUCCCCAAGCCGCUCUCCUUCUCACAAAACCUCAACCGGUUCGCAUUUGCGCGUUCAAAGAUCCUCUACGACAGGCUCCCGAUCGGUAGGCUGGAUCCUGAUCAUCGUCGACAGCCGUUCGACGUGGAGGCCAGCCACCGCCGAGCGCUCAACGCCCUGCUAAGAAGGUCAGGCAUCGCCACGGGGGACGUCCUGGUCAUGGCUGACGCCGACGAGAUCCCGAGCCCAGAGACUGUGCAGCUGCUGCGGUGGUGCGACGGGGUGCCGCCGGUGAUGCACCUCGAGCUAGAGAACUACAUGUACUCCUUCGAGUUCCCCGUGGACCACAGCAGCUGGAGGGCGACAGCGCAUCUCUUCAACGAGCGAACGGGGUACCGCCACUCCCGUCAGAGCGACCUGAUUCUGGCCGACGCCGGGUGGCACUGCAGCUUCUGCUUCAGGGAGAUCAGGGAGUUCGCGUUCAAGAUGAAGGCUUACAGUCACGCGGACAGGGUGAGGCGGGAGAGCUUCCUCGACCCGGCCAGGAUCCAGAGGGUCAUAUGCAGCGGGGACGACCUGUUUGACAUGCUCCCUGAAGAGUACACCUUCAGAGAUCUGUUCAAGAAGAUGGGACCCAUACCCAGCUCAGCCUCUGCCGUUCAUCUGCCGUCCUAUUUGAUUAAGAAUGCGGACAGGUUCAGGUUCUUGCUUCCUGGUGGGUGCCUUAGAUCAGAGUAAACUACAAAUGUGUUCCGUGAACUUAGCAGGCAGGGUUGGUUGUAGAUGCAAUGUUGUCGUGUAUGUGGAAAUAUGUGUAUUAGGGUGCAAGAGCAGAAUUAACAGUAAACAUAGACUCUAUCUCCCCAGGUAAUGCGCACUGCACCUAAUCUGGUUGAACAUGCACUUAGUUAAACC